UUCCGGUGGGGAAGGCCCGCGGCCGCCGCCGCCAUUUCGGGCGCUGCUGUGAACCGGGACCCGAGCCGGUCCGCUGGGCGGCGGGCGCCGGGGCUGGAGGGCGCGCGCGGCGGCGGCCCAGCGUGUAGGCGCGGAGGCGGCCAUGGCGGGCAACUUCGACUCGGAAGAGCGGAGUAGCUGGUACUGGGGGCGGCUGAGUCGGCAGGAGGCGGUGGCGAUGUUGCAGGGCCAGCGGCACGGGGUGUUUCUGGUGCGGGACUCGAGCACCAGCCCCGGGGACUAUGUGCUCAGCGUGUCCGAGAACUCGCGGGUCUCCCACUACAUCAUCAACAGCAGCGGCCCGCGCCCUUCGGUGCCGCCGUCUCCCGCCCAGCCUCCGCCCGGAAUAUGCCCCUCCAGACUCCGAAUAGGAGAUCAAGAGUUUGAUUCAUUGCCUGCUUUACUGGAAUUCUACAAAAUACAUUAUUUGGACACUACAACAUUGAUAGAACCAGUUUCCAGAUCCAGGCAGGGUAGUGGAGUGAUUCACAGGCAGGAAGAGGCAGAGUUUGUUCGAGCCCUCUUUGACUUUAAUGGGAAUGAUGAAGAAGAUCUCCCCUUUAAGAAAGGAGACAUCCUGAGAAUCCGGGAUAAACCUGAAGAGCAGUGGUGGAAUGCAGAGGACAGCGAAGGCAAGAGGGGGAUGAUUCCAGUCCCUUAUGUGGAGAAGUUUAGACCUGCCUCCGCCUCAGUACCGGCUCUGAUUGGAGGUAACCAGGAGGGUUCCCACCCACAGCCACUGGGUGGGCCGGAGCCUGGGCCCUAUGCCCAACCCAGCGUCAACACUCCGCUCCCUAACCUCCAGAAUGGGCCCAUUUAUGCCAGGGUAAUCCAGAAGCGAGUCCCUAAUGCCUACGACAAGACAGCCUUGGCUUUGGAGGUCGGUGAACUGGUAAAGGUUACGAAGAUUAAUGUGAGUGGUCAGUGGGAAGGGGAGUGUAAUGGCAAACGAGGUCACUUCCCAUUCACACAUGUCCGUCUGCUGGAUCAACAGAAUCCCGAUGAGGACUUCAGCUGAGUAUAGCUCAACAGUUUUGCUGACAGAUGGGAACAUCUUUUUUUUUUUUUUUUUAACUGCCAUCUAUCUAUACAGUUUUCUUACAGAUGUCAAAGCAGUCUAGUUUAUGUAAGCAUUCUGUUACCCGUGAUCAUUUUUAGACUGAACUGAACUACACCCCUAGUCUCAUUUUCUGUAUUCAGGGUACGAAACUGGAGGGCUUUUGUGUUAACUUCUGAAAUGGCAAUACUAGGUGGUCACAGCCAUGCCUGAGGGUAUCAGAGGGGCUGUAGGCAGAUUGCCUUCUUUCUCACAGGCAGGGCAGCUCAACCUGUGGAAAACUGAUGAGCAGGAGAGAAGUGUUACACACUGCUUGCCCUGAUUUACUGGUUUUGUUUUUAUUCUGAAAUCAUGCUGUCAAAUAGCAAUGGACUGUCCCCUUCCACCCCCUUGAAGUAAUCAUGCAUUGUGUGAAUAGUACCCGGUGGGACUGCUUUUUCAUUUCUAGAACAUGACCAUUAUAUGACUCAUUCUGACAGUUCAAAUCCUGAGAAUUCUGAAGACACUACUAGAGGCAUUUGUCUUCCUUCCUAGUCAAUGCUUCAUACUUUUUCGUGGGAUUAUUUCAACCCUUGUCAUUUCCCCCAAAAUCUACAUGUAAGUGAACUCUUACGACAAGUGUUUAUUUUUAUUCCAGAUGACAAGCAGGAUGUUCAGAGCACUUUAUUCAGUGCAUAGCUUUAAGCCAGUAUUGGAUUCACUGAGUGGACAGCCAAACUCUCAGCUCUCUGCCUUCCCCCAAGUGAUCAUAACAAGGUCACACUGCUAUGCAGCUACAUUGACUCCUGGCUAAUGGAAUGCAGCAGCGCCAUUUCUCCUGAGUGCCAGUGUCCUAGUAAGGGACUCUUUGGAAUUCUUAGCUUCUAUUUGGAGUAGAAGGACCAAUCUUAGAAUAUUCCAUAGAAGGUUGUGGGGCCAAAUUCUGCCCAUUUGCCAUUGCUUUAUGUGCAACUUGUAUAAAACUCAAGAUAAAAUGACAUGAAUUUGGUGAUAGAGUUAGUACUUGAAAAAUAUUUGAACCAAUCAUGAAUUGCCUGUGCAUUCAUUUCACAUGGUCAGAAUAGUGCUUAAAGUAUAGAAUGUUAUAAAACUAUCUUCGGUUUUUUGUUUUUUUGUUUUAACAAGUUAGUUUACAAACCAGCCCUUAAGAGUGGAAUGAUUUUAUGGGAACAGGUGCUCCAAAGAAUCGACUUCCAAGACCAAAAAUGACCUAGACUAUAUAGGCUGUAAUAUGGACCUAUUUUAGUUUCCCAUCUAGACAGGCACUUACUGGGCUAUGGUGUGGUAUAGCGCAUAGAAACAUUUUGUAUAUUGCUUUGGGCCUCAUUUUAGAAAAGUAAUGUGUCUUUCUAAUUGUUUUGCAUUAAGUUAAUGAUUAAUUUGUGUUCUUUGAAUAUAUGCCAAACCAUGGUGUCCCAGUGACUAGCAUAAAUGCCUGGCAUAGUUGGUGUGCAUAUGUUUAUGUGAGUGAAUGAGAGGCAUGCAGAAGCUCGUGUGGCACAGGGAAGCCAGCUGGCACAGAAUCACAUACGUGACCACAAGCAGACGAAUGAGUCAGUGCUAAUUUAGUAUAUUUUUACCUCACACUAAGGUAAUGUUUGAUAAAGACAUUAAUACUCUACUCUUAAAAUGUCGCAGUGCUAUGCACAUAGCAGGUGCUCAGUUUGUUGAAUGGACAGAUUUGCAAUACCAGACUUUAUUCCAUCUGAUGACUCUGUUAAGUUUUCAGUUCAAGCAUCGAUACUGUAAAAUUCAAAUACACAUUCAAUUUUGUUUUCCUAAAAGUAUGACAUCGAAAACAUUUGGAGAAGAUCCUUUUCACAACUGACUUGAAUACUUAUAUUUUCUUUUGACUUUGAUAUUGGCUUGUGAUGUCUCUUUUCAUCAUAUGUAAUACCAGUGGGACACGCAGUUCUACCUUAAUCCUAAGAAUUUCUCAGUGAUCAGUUGUUGGAAGCCAUUGUAUGAACUGUUGAGUUGGAUUUGGCUGCAUGUGGCAGUUGUUAAACCCUUGAAGGACUUCUUAAAGCAUCUGCUGAAAGGAAAUGCUAGAAUCCCAUUCGAGCGCACGCGCAUUGUCACAGAGCAAAGUAGACUGAGAUUGGCUGCUAUAUUUUAUAGAAUUGUUUCUGCAAAAGCCCAUUUUUGAAUACUAAUAUUUGAGAUAGUUAAUUCUUAUUAAAUUGUUGGAAUUGUUUAUUGUUAAUAAUGCAAAUAGAUAAUUUUUAAUUAUCCUUAAGUAACAUUUCACUAUUAAUGGUUUGAAAUGGGUGAUAAGCAAACCAAUUUGAAAUAAAGUAUGAACAUGUGCCAUUGUAUUAUAACACUAUACACUUUCUUGACAGUUAAAUUAAAAAAAAGAAUUUUGUAGCAUGUAUUGUAUAUGUUUAUAGUAUAUGUAGUAAAUAAAAAUAUGGCCAAAUGUUUGGCUUGGUGAUGUUUUAAAGAA
Messenger RNA from Erinaceus europaeus (western European hedgehog), 3545 nucleotides. RefSeq names its product CRK proto-oncogene, adaptor protein (gene CRK). The transcript is spliced from 3 exons. The record is from RefSeq and is a predicted model, not a curated record. NCBI's taxonomy places the organism in Eukaryota, Metazoa, Chordata, Mammalia, Eulipotyphla, Erinaceidae. Gene Ontology annotation, molecular function: protein binding. The coding region runs from base 143 to 1057 and encodes 304 amino acids.